Messenger RNA from Coniosporium apollinis CBS 100218, 1131 nucleotides. RefSeq lists its product as uncharacterized. Gene Ontology annotation, molecular function: sequence-specific DNA binding; zinc ion binding. The transcript has 2 exons. Gene Ontology annotation, biological process: DNA-templated transcription; positive regulation of transcription by RNA polymerase II. NCBI's taxonomy places the organism in Eukaryota, Fungi, Ascomycota, Dothideomycetes. Bases 1 to 1131 code for a protein of 376 amino acids. The record is from RefSeq and is a predicted model, not a curated record. Gene Ontology annotation, cellular component: nucleus.
AUGCGUCUGGGCAUAAUAAUGGGUAUGCAUUUGAAUGUACCAGAAUUUCAGCUCAGUGAUCGAGAGGCAAGAGAGCAUCGGAAUCGGGUCUGGUGGACAGCGUACAUAUUCGAUCGGAUGUGGGCGUCGAGGCUCGGUCAGCCGGUGUCCAUACAGGACGAUGACGUUGAAGUUGAUCUACCAUCCAGCGAUGGGCUGGCUGGGACAUACUCCGGGGACUUUGGAGACCCCGAAUAUCUUAUUGCCAACAUUCGGCUGGCUAAGCUGGCAGGGCACAUCAUUACCUCUAUCUACGCUAGGAGGAGGCAGCAAGGAGCCUUCUCUCAGAGGGUUCAACAAGCGCUCAGGGAUCUUAGAAAUUGGGUCAAAGACCUGCCAAAUCGUUUGCAACUAGACACGGAUGAGCCUUCACAAACAGCACCGAACCUUAUUGUAUCUCUGCAUCUUUCCUUCAACCAGUGUGUGGUCCUAGCAACCAGGCCAGUUCUAUUGCAAGUGCUUCGCACCUACCGAGAGUCAUGGAGCAAACCUCCAAGCGACCCAAGACCUCAAAUUCCUGAGUCUGCUCUGGCUCUUGCGGAGACAUGUAUUCGGUGCGCUCGACAUUCCUAUCGUCUUCUAACGGAGGCCUGGAUCGACGGAUCCUUCGCAACAUUUAGCUAUUUCAACACUCAAUACCUCUUCUCUGCUGCCACUAUCCUCGCGAUCUCGAGUCUGUUGAAUGACAGGGAUUCCCAAAGCGAUGCAGACGACUUUGAGGCAGCUGCGCAACUUCUCGGCCAACUGGAGCAGAACGGGAACUUCGCGGCUAAGGAGUUCUGCCGGCACAUCGAUGCGAUGAAAGUGAGCAUGAACACAAUCCCUGGCAGAAGGGACGAGGAUGGCAGCGAUCCAAGGGGAAUAUAUCCUGCCAUGACGACUCCACGCAUGCUGGGUGCCAUUCAAGAUACCGGACUACCUUACGCUGGCUCAAUGGUAACAGCGGGAAUGGCUCUGGCGGAACCUUCACUGCAAGAGUUUCUGUCUCAGCCUGACUUCAAUCUUCAGUUCAUGGACACGCCGAUCUACGACGAUGCACUUCAGAGCUUGUAUUGGCCUGAGCUUCCGACUGAAGGUUGGAUGGCUGGAUGA